Molecule: messenger RNA, 1978 nt
Organism: Thunnus maccoyii (southern bluefin tuna)
Lineage: Eukaryota; Metazoa; Chordata; Actinopteri; Scombriformes; Scombridae
Gene: syngr2a
Product: synaptogyrin 2a
Exons: 4
Coding region: 122-796 (224 amino acids)
Cellular component (GO): neuromuscular junction; synaptic vesicle membrane
Source: RefSeq, a predicted model, not a curated record
GCGGUGUUUGAAAAGUUUUCAGGAAGUUUUAAGACAAACCGAAACUGUGUCAACUCUGACAGGAAGAGUUAUACAGCUCGUUUUUUAACUGUUUUGACUGUGUUGAAACAAAAAGAAAAAAAUGCAGAGCAGUGCUUACGGGGCCUCGUUGGCCGGCGGUGCUUUUGACUUAGAGAACUUUGUAAAACAGCCUCAAACCAUUUUGCGCUGCCUGAGUUGGCUAUUUUCCAUCGUGGUCUUUGCAACCAUCACAGCAGAGGGCUACAUUAACCCGACAUCCACGAAAGAGACCAAGUGCAUGUUCAACGAAAAUGACAGCGCCUGCAACUACGGGGUGGGAAUCGGUGUCCUGGCCUUCUUGGCUUGUGUUAUCUUCCUCAUGCUGGACGCCUACUUCCCACAGAUCAGCAACGCCAAGGAUAGAAAAUACAUUGUUAUUGGAGAUUUGGUCUUCUCAGCGGCUUGGACGUUCCUGUGGUUCAUCUGCUUCUGUGUCCUGGCCAACCAGUGGUCCAAAACCACUGACUCCUCCGCUGUUGCUGCUGACGCCGCCCGGGCUGUCGUGGCAUUUUCUUUCUUCUCAAUCAUCACCUGGGGUCUGUUGUCCUACUUUGCUUAUGGACGAUAUCGCCAAGGUGUGAGUGACUUUGACCAGGAGUACAGAGACCCGGCCAACGACCACACCACCCCGUACCCACCAGCUCCGUACGCCAGCAGCGGCCCCACGGGCUACCAGCAGUCACCUUUCUCCCACAGUCAGGAGCAGCCCGGAGAGUACCAGCCGCCAGCUUACUGAAGGACUGAGAUUCAAAACUCAUGAAUCUGACAGGGGAGUUUUCUUUUUUAAAUAAAAGACGUGUGCCAAUGGUUCAUUUGCAACUCGGGACUGUUCCCUGCACUCCAAAUUUUCUUCCUGCAGAACAUGUUUGCAUAUUUUUGGGUGCACUGAUAUGUUUUUAGUGUGUCUCAUUGUUGUAAGUAGUUUGGUGGAUGUUUGCUGCAUUGUUGAGAAUGCCACACACAGCAGGCUGAUUCUGAAGAUAUUUUUGUGUUGGAAAUUGGAGGAUGACUGUGCAAUUGUUAUCUUUGUACCAAAAAAAAGUGUAGUUAUUUCAGUGCCUCUUUUGUUUCAGUUCAAUUUGAGAGCAGUUUAAUAUCUAAGCACUAAUCAACAAACAGGUUAGGAUUACUUUGCUGCUGGGAAAUCUGCUUUGCAUUGCUUAAAUGGACAGUUGAGUUUUAAUUUUUUUUUAUUUUUUUUGUUCUUUUUCAUGAAUGUGUUACUGUCUAGUACAUUUUUUCAUAUACAGCAGUUCAACAACUGUAAUUUCGCAAUACAGUUCCUCAGAAAUGAUUAACGUUCUUUGUUUUUUGCGACACAAGAAACCCAUGUUUUUUUAAUCAGUGGGUGCUUCGAAAAUGUUCCUUCAGUAACUACUGUAAUCUUCUUAUUUUUGUUUUUUUUAAUAAUCAACCACUGAAAAUGGAUUUUGUGCACUGAAAAACACAAUGUUAAUUUCCAUCAUCUGAUCUAAGAUUGUUAAUUUCAUGUUUUAAAUCUUCUACUACUACAACUUAGUUUAGUAUUUAAGGGUGUCUUUUUUGUUAAGGUAGCAAAACCAUACAUUUAUAUCAGCUACCUCUGUAGAAGUUGAAUGUGCCUUUCUUGAGUUUAGUUCAAUUCAGCAAAUAUUUCAGCCACGGUUUGAUUUCAAGAAUUCAAGAGUGAUAUUGUGGUAAAUUGACAUAUUUAUUAUCUUACUUAAUCCUCUCAGCCCUGUUAUAUGACAAUCACAUAAUAAUUUUACUUUUUUUCCUCUUGCUUCUCCUUGUUUUUCUCACGGUGUUGGACCUUUUUUACACAUGUUGCAGUCUUACUGUUAUACACAAUGGCUUCACAAUAAUUCUCCACUCGAGUGCCUUGUACAGUAUUCUGUAUCACACAGGGUUUGCCAAUAAAAACUGUUCCCAUUUUGAA